Molecule: messenger RNA, 345 nt
Organism: Acanthoscelides obtectus
Lineage: Eukaryota; Metazoa; Arthropoda; Insecta; Coleoptera; Chrysomelidae
Source: the annotation of a GenBank genome assembly
AUGAAUGGCUGCUGCAGUUUAAGGUUCCCGGAAGACAAGUGGCUUGAUAGAUCGAGCGACUCGCCGAGUAUGAUUUUGAGAUCGAGCAUCAUGCUGGACAGCAAACAUCUGCAAGACGACGGAGCUGCAUUGUAUAACAAAAUUCCGCAUUCAUUCAAGCAACUACCACUUGCCGAGCACCUGAACACCUCAAGAGGAGUAACUUCCCUGUUCCAGAAGUUUGGAUGCCACUGGAGGUUCGAACAACAGCAGACAGGUUCGGAGGGUGCUGCAGAGUUACGGAUGGUAAGCGAUUCACGCGCUGCUCACUAUAGAAUGGUCCUGACCGACGACAACUCCUCAUGA